CAAUAAUGUUGAGUCUUUUGAUCGAAGAUACAGUAAGGACUGAGUAAAACUAAGGAUUUUCAGCAAAAUUCUAUUUUAUUCGAAAAAUCUUAUCACAUCUAUCACAAUAUUAUCACAAUGUUAUUACACAUAUAUGAAAUAAUCUUAUUACAAUAUAAUGAAUAAUUGUUUAAAAAGGUAUUAUGUAAUUUUAAACGUGUCAGAACGAUGACAAGUUGCUCAUACUUCGCAUGUACUGACUGGAAGACAAAAUCAAUUAUUUUCUUUCGUUCUUCUAUUAAAUUUCUUACUACGGACAUUGAUUCUCCUGACCUUUGCCGUUGUCUCGGCUUUACGAUUUGUAAAUAUAUUGUACUUUGACGAUGAAUACGCUUUACAGCGUAGUAAGCAAUGCAUAUGUUUUUUUUUUAUCUAUGACUAACACAUUCUGUUAUUGAAGAGAGCUGUUGGGCUAUAAAUAUGAGAAGGAAACUUGUGACAAACUCGUAACAAAAGUAAUAAAUAUGUCAAUUAUUUUCUAUUUCGUUCUUUAAUUUAUUCCUAUUUGGAAUGUUAAGUAACUUGAGGAUAAAUUUUCUGAGAAAUUGCAGUUAAUGCCAAUGUUGGUCAUUACUAUCAGCAUGAUAGCAUUGCUAAAAAAAGAGAACAUCAAACUAAUCGAGAUCAAUGCACCCUCAUCGCGAUUAAAUACAUUUCACGUAAUUGCUUUACCAUUCACGGACAGCACGCGACUGGAAUUCAAAAAGCAAUCCUGUGUGAACUCCUUAUACUGACACGCGUAUGAAACAAAAAUAAUCCGAUAUCUCUAAUUGCAAAAGAAUCUGUAAAUUAAUUGAAGCAAUUUUCGGAAUGUGUAUAUUUAUAUUUCUAAUAAUUAUAUUUCUAUUGCAUUAAUUAAUAAACUCACGGAAUUCCAUAAAUCAAUACUUAAGAGGCUGUAAUUUAUCUCUUUUAAAAAGUGAUUGCUCGCACGUUCAGGCAUUUAUUCUUGAGCAAAUCUGUACAGGAUGGCUUUUGAGCGUGUAUCGAUGCAUACAAUGCAUCCAGGGACCACUUACUGCACGACAACGCAUCCCACGCGAUGCAUUUGCGCUCUCGUGACAGGUGUAUGUACGUGGUCGCGGGUAGUGCGCAACAAGUAGCAAUGCCUACCGCGUUUUCGUUGCAGCUUUCCUAGAUAUGUAGAUGCGAGAUGCAUUUCCGUGCGGGUACCGCGAGGGAGAUAGGGAGAGAGAAAUCGCAAAACCGGCUGCGACAGUUUAGUCCUCGCGAGAUCGAAACGAGAGGAAUAAGAAGAAACCGAAAGUAUUAAAAGAUUGGCGUACUGUUACGCGUCCGGUGGUACAGUGUGUGCAAUAAAUGUAGACUAUAAGAGAAUAAUUUGAGAGAAAUCAAUUAUUUAGAUAGUAAUUAAUAAGUCAUAGUAAGUAUAGUAAGAGUAAUCACAAUAGAAAGAUCACUUUCUUUAAAUAUAUUAAUUUUUUUAAUAUAUAUUGUUGGAACAUAAAUUGCCGAUCACUUUUGCUGCAUACUGCAUAUUUGCUCUUGUAUUUAAUUAAUUGCAAACACAUACACGCACACACACUUUGUGGUAUCAAUUGGUAAUUUAUUUUUAACAACUAAUCAUGACAUACACAAUAGAAUAAAAUUGUUAUUAGAAAAUAUAGAAAUCGAGUUUCCUGCCAUCCGACAGUCUUGAAUAAGGAAUAAAUGUUAUUAUGUUAAAUUGUAGCGGAAAAUCGAUACUUUAUGUGGGUGAAUCACGCGAGAGAAGUUGCAGGAAUAACAUUGACCGCAGGCUCAAUAGAGACUCACAAUCGGAUUACUUCCUGCGACAUUGCUAUCCUUCUCUCGCUCCCGGACAGUUAUUUAAAUUAUUCAGAUAUUCGCCUCCAGGCGAUUUACGAUAAAAAAAAGCGAAUGCUUGAUGAUCUAUUGACGUCACGCGUGCUGCACCGCUCGCGACCGACGAGAUCAUCGCCACUGGUGCAUCGGAGGGUUCUAGAUCAUGUAUAUUUAUGUAGAAGCAAAACAUUUAAAAUAUUAUAUUUUACAAACUACUGACAUGUGUUGACAAAUUAAUGUAUUGAGUCUUUUAAUAAUAUGAAUUUAAUUCUCAAUAUUGACGAAAAAGUGAAUAAAAAUAUUUUAAGAAACUUAAGAAAGCGCGAUGCAACAACAAAAUACGUUGCAGAAAUUUCGUCACGAAAUAUUGUUAGCUAACAAAUGCUUUGUCAGCAGAGUUUGUUGGGUUAUAUCACGUUACAUGACAUUACUGAAUAUGAGAGAAAAGUCUUGUGUAAUUGUAAAAUAUGCACACAUAAGCAGAAUUUAAUAUCUGAAUCUACAAAAGUUUAAUUAUUUUACGUGUAUGUAACGUGUAUUUUAUUUCAUGUCACCUUAAUGUUAAUAUAAUGUUAAACUGACACUGUAAUUUCAUUUUGAUCUUUCGAAUUUCUUGGGUAUCAGAUUCCGUCAUACAUCACUGAUCCCACACACUACGCAGGUAUACGUUCACGCACGCUCACAUACACGCGACCUCUCCCUGAUACCAACGCAUAGCUCCGGAGUCAGGUAAACGGCACCACACAGACACGCGGGACCCAAGAAUUCCGCGUGUGUAUACAGAGAGAAGAAACGUGGCGCAUCAUUACACAGAGACGCAUACAGUCAAGCAUCACAUGAUCGUACACAUGCACGAGGGAAGGAACGCCGCUACACUUCACAAUGGGGAACCGUGCUUGUAUAAUGUGCGUGCGCGCGAGUGGAAAACGUGAUGUGGCGCUACACGCGCUUACACACACACACAGGUGGAUGUCAAAGAACACGCCGCUCCAGUUGCGUAGAUCACACACACACACACACACAUGCCAAGUCCUCAUAUGUACAUCCGCAGAAUAGAAGGAAGGGAAGACCGCGCGCCAGCGCACGCACACAUUCAAGCACAACCAGGUAGAACGCAAAGAGCAGGCCACACCAGUUUACACACACGAGGCACACGCGUAUCAGGAGGCACUUCGCCUGUACGCGUACGAGGAAAAGAACACGGCAUCCACACGGACAGGUGGAAAAAAACGACGUGUGCGUGCGUGUGCACAGGUAAGACCGACGAGCGGCUCAGCGCGACACUCGUCUGGGUCUCAGUGAGGUGGUGUUCACCGCCGUGUGUGCAACUCUUCGUGGUUUCGCCGACCACCGUCUCCUCCUUCUCCUCGUCCACCUCCUCUUGCUGUUGCUGCUGCCGCUGCUGCACCGCGGGUAGACCAGGUAGACGCGCGAGGGCGGAUACCGGGACCGGAGCUGAAGAACGGGCCCCGGAUCGCUCUCUCGUAGCCUUGACGGGCGCCAGCCAGCCUGGACAGCAACCCGGCCUGGCCUGGCCUGGCCUGGCGAACGCACGUGUGUUAAUCGCGAAGUGAAGUGAGGAAGACUCUCUUGCCGCCUCUGCCUCUGUCUUCCUCUCAGCCACCUCGGGCUUCGGUGAAGUGUGCCGAAAAGGGAUUCCUCCUGAUCGCGGGAGGAUCAGGAUCGUGAGAAGGAUUCCACCGGUUUCGAAAAAGGAGGAGUGGCACGAUGCGCGAUCGGUGAUCCGGUGAUCGGUGCGCGGUAACGCGAGUGCCGACGAUGUCGACGACAGACGUGGUCCGCAUCGUGCAACAAGGAGCCACCACUGAUGAGAACCAGCAGGGGAGGCUGAAGGCUGAUCUACAGUACCUGAGAAGAAGGGGUCUGUUCAAGGCAUCCGGCGGCGGCAGCGGCGGCGGCAGCGAACUAUCGCAUCAAGGACGCAAGUGCGCGCGAUGCGGCGCGACGUUCGGUAGAUUUUACAAUACCGGUGCGACCUGCACGCGUUGCAGACACCGGGUGUGCCGGCAGUGUCGCAUUGAGAUCAAGAGUCACGCGGGAGGCGACAAAGAAGUGGAGUGGAUCUGCAACGUCUGCUACAAGAUCGCGGAAUUACAUGUCAUUACCGACAAAUGGAUGUGCGAAACUCCAGAUUCCGGAUCUGUAAACGAGAAAACAUCACCGUCUCCGGUAGAUAUAUUAAAUCGCAGCAUCCGACGAGCUUGGACGAUUAAUGGUCCUCCGACACGUUGGUCAGCUGCGAGAAAGUCCCCGGAAUUGCGGAUAUAUCGCAGUUUGCCAUCUCGCCAUCAGGAUUAUCGGGAACCGGUAGAAGACGACGUAGCAUUGUCGAAGCCCGAAGACUCGCACGAGGGCAGUGUGGACACGAAGAACUGCAUCGAGAACAGUGGAGACAACAAGGAUGCAAAUAAAACGAUCGAGAAAAGCACAUCGAGCAACGAACGAACGAAACGAGAGAAAUCAAUAAGUAAAUCAGAAGAAGAAGUGCCAUCAUCGGAUUUCGUGAGAAUCAGCAAGCGAGUGGAACGAGCGUUGGGUAAGGAGCAGGAGGACUCUGCAUCGGAACAAAGCACGCCGAGGGUCUCGUUGAUAAAACCGCCGAGGAUCCUCGCGAAGUUCAUAUCGCCCGAGACCAAAGCGAGUCCGACGAAGCAUGGAGAGAGAAAAUCGAAUAUUCCCAUCUUCAAGAGGAGCUCCAAGGAGUUCGAGGACAUCAGAAGCCCGCAGGAAUCACCCAAACGAUCGCUCAUUCCUCAAAGGUAUAGGGGAAGCACCGACGACCUGCGUCGCAGUCGUGAGGACAUAAGCGUGCCGAGCUUGAUCCCAAAACUGUUAUCCUCCCGUGGCAAGGAGGAACGAUUAAAGCGACAGGACAGCAAGGACGACAUCCGUCAUUCACUAAAAACCGCGCGAAAAGAUCCCAAGGAGGAGAGCUCCAAGUCUUCAUUGCUUAUCGCCUCGUCAACGUCUGCCAGCAAGGACGAAAUCAGCAAGUCGGGAAUAAAGAUCUUUCGGCGCGACAAUAGUCGCGAGGACGUGGGCAGAGACGGCUCAAACUCGAUCAAGGAGUCCGCGAAAGGAAAGCAGCAGGAGAGACAAGAGAAAACAGAGAGCGUGGGCGGUGCAACGAAAUUGCGGAUCGCCGGCGAACAGAACAGAGCGAAGUGCGAAGACGACGAAGUACAAGACGAUACCAACGACGCUGAAGAUCUGUCGCUAUCCAGGAGCGUGGAGGAGGACGCCUCGGUCGAGCAGGACGACGCGAUAUUGGAGUCACGACAGGAGGACGAGAAGGUGGAUGCGGAGAACCGACAAGACGCGAGGAUGCUCGACGUGAUCGUCGCGGAGAACCGAAUGCAGGACGAGCGGAUGCAGGAGCAGCGCACGAUGGUCGUAGGCGAGGAGAUGAUAGACGCGAAGUAUUUACUGGCGAGCCGGGAACCAGUCGAGUCCGUCGUGGAGAACGACAAGGAACGGGAUGACAACGACAAGGAGGAGACGAGGGACAUCGCUGAGCGGCUGUUGGACAUCAGCAGCGACGGUGACGUCACUGGUACUGUCGGCGAAAGAAAGGGCCCACUGGAGAUCGGUUAUGGGAAGAAGCCAGACGAGUUCCAAGUGAUACGGCGAAAAUUUUCCAAAGAAGAAUUCUCGAAUCCAGACGACACUGAUGAUACCCCGAACAAACGCUGCUCGAGUCAUCUGUCACCGGAAGCCAGUCCAUUGAGCACAAGAUCAUCAAGAUAUAGUCCCCGAGAGAGCGAGAGCGAACCCACUCCAGCAUUACCACGUAAAAUUGGAGGAGACUCCUGCUCCGCCUCCCAGAGGAUACGCGACGCUAUAACGAGAACCAGGAGAGAAUCCAAUAGCAGCACCAGAUACGAGAGCAGCGGCAGCGAGAGUGUCAGAUUGAGCGAGACUGGCUUACAUGGAUACGUGGAGCUGGCUAGGAAGGUAAAGUUCCUUGGAGGUAACGGAAGCGGCGCGAUUUCGUCCGCAAUCGGCGGCGACGAAGUAGUGCAACGCGACAGUGCGACCAGCGCAGGCGAGGAUGAAGCUAAUGAGGAUGGUCAUGACAGAACAGGGCCCAUUCCUUCCCAAGGAAGGGCUAUGCUGCGACGGAGAAGGCAGUUCGAUGCUCAAGGUUCACGACGGCGCGGGAGAUCACACGCGAGGUCCUGUUGCGGAGGCGAGGACCUGCAAAGCCUGCAGACGCUGAAUCUGAUCGGACGCGGGGGUGGUGGCGGCCGGCAGCGCAGCCCUAAUUCUGCGGGCGGCUGCCAGGGUCAGGAUCAACCUGCGUCCGUGGUGGACUACAGGCGACUGGUCUUCAUCAGCUCCGACUCGUCAUCGGGCCGCGAGGAGGACGACGCCGACAGCAGUUGCUCGAGCUCGUCCUACCUGAACGGAUUGCCGCGCAACGGCGGCCAUCAUCAUCACCAUCACGCACAGUCGCUUGAAGACUGCGAUUGGGAUUACUUCGAGAGCGGUUCACUACCGUUGCCGUCGACGCCGAUCGCUGCUGCAAACGUCAUCGGCACAGCGGAUGCCAUCGGCGUCAACGUCGGCCAGGACGUUUGGAGUUGCUGUCCAGGACGCGGCUCCGCCGCUUGCCAGGCUUGCGGCGGGUCCCGAAGCGCGAACGUACUUCCGGUGCCGGUGCCUAUACCGGUCCCGGUUCCAUACCCGGUGCCGGUACCGGCUGCCUUGUGGACUGGUGACUUCGCGGCGGCCGCGUCAUCCAUGAUAAGCCGCGGCGAUGGCCACGCUGAGCCAGGAACCUUGAGGUUGCGAGGGGACCCGGCGGCGCCCUGGUUCGCCUGGCACCCUCGCUUCAACCAGCCUCUACAUGGCGCACGCUUGGAUCCACGGCUCGCCGGCACCUUCGAUCCGACCACCUGCACUUUCCGUCCGCCGGAGCAGGUCAUGACCCCGAGACUGUACGGCCCGAUAACGGAGUCGGCAACGAACCUGGAGUCUCCUCAGGUGGGUCAAGAUGUGAGAGACGAUGCGACUGUUGUAUUGAAGACUGAAGAACUCAAGAAGGAGGAGAACUCGCCGACGAAAGAUAUCGGCGAGCUUGCAUCCGCUGCGGCGAAAAGUAAAGCGAGAAAACUGGAGGAUACGAAGACGAUCGAAACCAGGUGCGAGAAGGAUGAUGAAGAGGCGGAGCGAGUAGAAGUGAAUGAAGAGGUCACCUGCGAGGAUUCCUUAUCGUCUUUCGAAAGGAGCGCGCAGGGGAUGUACCAGCGCGCGCGAGAGAACUCGGGCAGCUCGUCCGGAAGAUCGUCGGCGGACAGCAGUGAUCUGGAGGAGGACUCCAGCUCGCACCGAUUCUCCAGGGUGUUUGUGGUGAACGAUGACUCGCUCACUAGCGACAACGACAUCGAAGACAACGAAGAGGAUGAUUCGGAUUCUGCGGCGGAAGGGGGUGUGACGCUAAAGCGCGUUACCGCGAUUUCUGAAGAGGAGCCGGUGGUCCUGCAGCAUGUGAGGCUGCUGAACGAGGAUGCUCUCGUAGAGAACCGCGCGGAACUGGUAGAACCUAAGGGCCGCUGCAACACUCACAUCGUUGAUGGUAAUCAUCUGGAAGACGGUGAUAAAUCAUUGAGCGAACAUGUCAACAAUUCGAACGACAAACGUAAAAGCCGCAGAAAAGAUAACGGCGAUAAACGAUUUCCUCUUCUGCUGCAACGUCGAUCGAUCCCUGAAGAGAUAUAUUUAGCGGAUGACAAUGAUUCUUCCGAUAACCGAGUCGAACUUAAGUCCAUCAGAACGCUCGAUCCCGACAAUAUCGAUCUACCUGUGGCUACCUUGAAGUUGGAUGAAAAAUCUAUUUUGCAAAUAGAGACUCAUCCUGUAGAAGAAGCGAUCAAUACGUCAGGGAAAAUUUUGCAAGACAAAUUAAUUGAGCCAAAGUCACUCUCGAGCGACACUUGGGACUCCAACAUCGUUCCAGAUUCCCUCGAAAUUUCUUCCGAAGUUUCAGUCCUCGAAAACAACGCCGAUGAUCAAGUGAACGAGCAGGUCGCCCCGUUGAUCGUAACGAACGAUUGUGAAAAGCAGAUAGAUAAGAAGUCGCAUUUAUCGGAGACUGAUCGCUCGAACAACGACGUCAUCGUCGAUUCGUCGACUGAUAGUUCUACGAGCAACGAAAGCAACACCACGGGCAGUGAAGUGAGCAGCGAUGAGCUUCACGAAUACGAAGUGACUCCAGUGGAAUUAUCCUUCGAUUACAGCAACGAGGUCAUCGCGAUCAACGGCAAAUUGCCAUACCAAAUCGGCAGAAAGAAAACGAAAGAUACCUCGAGCGACAUUAAAGAAAACGGUUAUCAUCUUCACGGUUGCGAUAAUCAAAGCAAUCCGACGAUGACGAAGAGUGGCGCCAAACGGAGCGUUCAGUCCGAGAGACCGAUCAGCGGGCAGUCUUCGGAUAAUUCGAUGAUGAUAGAAUCAUUGAUCGGCGCGAGGGAUGACGAUGACGGCGGCGAUGACGGCGGUGACAAUGAUGAGGAUGAUGAUGAAGGCUAUCGGUCCGUUACAUGUCGUCGCGGCGGCCAAGAUGGCGGGGCGAAAGACAACGACCUGACGGCAGGCGAGGAGCGGGUAGAAACCGACGUGGGCGACGCUUCGAUAUCCAGCAAAAUACAGGAGAUGUUGAGAAGCGCGGAGGAGCAAGACGGCACCGGCUGCAAAGUGGACAGUGCGCAUGACGGCCCGGUGAGAGGCGAGAUUGCCGGUCAGGUGGGAGGAAAUGGCGAUAGCAGUUGUGGUGGUGGUGGUGGUGAGAGCAUCGAGAAGGGGAGCGCGACACGGUUUCGCUCAGUCGAGCGACGCCCGUGUACUCGGCAGGAGAAUGGAUUCCCAGCUGACGGCCAAGCGUCGGCCAAGGAUUCAGCCCAGCCUAACAGCAAUAACAACAAUACCAGUGGUAGUGGUAACAACAAGUAUAGAAGUCUCGUGAUGAUCACCCAGGAGGCUGCGUACCAGCCGGUGAGCGUCGUCACGUCGGACACCACGACGCUGCUGCAACCGGAUGAAAUCCACUCGACCGGAAGUCAGGGAGGCCUGGCUGGUUACUUCCAGCUGGCGCUGGAAGCAGCGAGCGAGCCGCAACUUCAUCGCAAGAAUGCACCACGCAAGCCGCUGAUGGUGAAGAGACCAUCAGCCACCGUCCCCGCCGCUGCGACGAGUCAUCAGUCGGUCGAACUCGAGGCGGAUAGUGGUUUGAGUGUCGGUAGUGCCAGUGAAAGCGACGACGUGUCCGUGAAGAACGUGCCGAAGCCGCUCAAUUGUCGGCAGGAGAACGCGGAUGACGUGUCCAAAGAUCGUACAGUGUCGGAGAGUUAUCGCGAGACUACGCGUCCACGUGCCUCAUCACAGUCCAGCGAUGACAAUUCGGGUGCCGGCGGUGUUACUAUACUUGAGGAAGGCUUGGCCGAUGAUGAUUCCUGGGUGGAAGAAGUCUCCCAUGAUGAGGACGAGCCAGGAGCAACCACCGCCACGGAGGAGAGCUCCGAGGACGAAGCCAACAACUUUGGCGAUCGCGAGGAGGAGCUUAGGGGUUAUCGUAGGCAGGCGAUUGACUUUACUUUGCACACCAUCGUCGAAGAAUCCUGCGAGGAGAGCGAAACAGAACCUAGCUUGGCUACGGGAAGUCCCUCGAAGAAGCCGAGGCCACCUUCCGCUUCCGAAUUGGAAAAAUAUUUCUUCUUUGGAUUGGGAGGCGAUGGGAACAACUCCAGCAUGGGCUCGCGCGAGGUCGACAGCCUGUCGGAGACCUCGUCAAUUUACUCUGAAGGGCUGGAAUCGCUCGGACAGGACGAGGCAAAUGGCAACGGUCAGAAUCAAGACAGAUCGAACACAAGCGAUGGCUUUCUGAACUCUUCCAAACUGGAAAAGUAUUAUCUGUCAGAAUUUCUCGGCUUCGAUCAGGAUAGAAGAGAUUCGGACGGUUCGGUAGGCAGUGAUUCUGAAGGUAGACCCAGCCCAGAAGCGCAAAGGAGAAAGAAAUUGGUGCGUGCAAGAGGUACAGGCAGAUCGCACAGUUCUUCCUUGGAUAAUCUCUUGGCCCUUACACAGAGCUCACAGAACUUAAGCUCACAGAAUUCUCUUCAAGACCUGAGUCUUAAUCAAGAUGCCCAGGAGACGCAAUCGGAAGGUUCCUCCACGGAAACUGAUGGUACCGAGGAUGGCCAGACCGCUGCAUUCGGCACGGACGGUCAGUUCGACACGGUGAAGCGCAAGAAGAAGAAACCGCGUAAUCUGGGCACUCAAAGUCCCCGUGUACCAGACGAUCGGAACAAAACGCCGGAACCCAGCAGGGAAAUAAUGUUGAUGAACGAGAUUGUGGUAGAAAACGAGAACGAGGCCAUAAACUCCGAGGACUCGGACAGGGCGAAGACCCCGCAACCAGAAUCUGUAUUAUCUUCGUCUUCAUCACCGUCCACGCUCACCAAUAGCAGUGGCACACUGAAUACAGCCUCAUCCUCACAUAUAGACUCUUCAAGAAACUUGGUUUCAGUGAAUUCUAACGACGGCCAACGAUCGAAGCAGCAAUCACGAGACUCGGGUUUCGUCGGCAGCUGCGAUGAUCUUCUUCAACAUCAGAAGCUACCCGACGACGGUCAAGCCAAUAAUGCGGAAGUUGAUCAAGAAGCCGGCAAGGAUCGCUCGUUCAACAAGAUCACGGAGCAUUCUCAGAACGCAACUAUGAGCGUUGCUGGAGAAGGAACGACCAACACUGAGAAGAACAACUUGACGAAGCAUCCGGUAAACCACACGAGCUUGCCGCAUCUGGCGAACGCUUCGCUCUCGCGGAAGGACAGCUUCAACAACUGGUCCAGCGACGAGGAGACGAAUCUCAUGAUGUCGAAGAUGCGGCAGUUCUUCAAGACGAUGGUAGCGAAUACGAAUGGCCAAGGUCCAGGACAGGGCCAGAAUGCUACUAGCACGAAUUCGAGCGGCGCCUCACCAGCACCAAGUCCACGACUACCGGGGUAUACAUCGAAGGCACGGCUCUGUGCUCAGAAUCGUACGAAACCUCCGCAGCUGGUGUACUUCGAGAACGAACUAACGCGGCUGAUGAAGACGGUGCCGGGGAUUCGCGACGAGCAGGUGCGAGAGAUAGUCGAGUAUCUCAGCUCAGAGGAUACGUGGUCGGAUUCUUACGACAGCUCAGACUACACUAGCUCCGACCUUGAAGGCGCUGCCGGUGGCCGCAGGUCGGCUCUGCAGGAGCAGAUCUCGCAGAGCUGCCAGCAGAUCAUCAGCAAGUUCGAUACCACCGCCGGUAGCGACGUGACUCUAUCAGAUAAGGAAAGAGAUCAGACCAAGGGGUCAGUUGCGGGCUCCGCGAUGCAAACCGCGCCUUGUCUGGGCAGGGACACCGCUUUCGUCUAUCAGAAGCUGGUGCAGAGUUUCACGAAGAUGGCGGGCGACGGUGUCAGCUCGGACGCCAACUCCACACCGCACAGCAGCCCGCCGCUGAUCGCCAAGGUGAUGCAUCACAUCGGCAGUCGACUGGUAGCACUGAUGCACGAGGUCUCGGAGGGCGGUCCGGCCGCGCAGCAUCAUUCCACUACUUGGCGACGGUAUUCGCAGCAUCAUCGCACCCCGUCUUCGGCGUCUACCACCGAGGACGAUGACUCCACGUCCGAUUCUACCAACGCGCCUUCAUCCGCACAUCUGCAGUUGCCUAGAUCAAAGUCGCACGAUCCGCUGCUGCUGAUCAACAAUCAUCCGGCAGCCUCCACUGGUCAGGAAGGCGAGGAACGAGAGGCCAGCGACUACGAGAGGUUUUCCUGGCGCGGUAGCUUCGAGUCCGCGCUGAUGGCCGCCGAUUCGAGGACGAAGCUGAGCUUGUUGGCGUGUUCCGGUGACGUGAGUGCUGGUGGCAGUGCUAGUGCGAGUGCGAGUGCUUUGGCCGCGAAACGGCGUAGCGCGGGUGAUCUUCUGUUCAAUCCGAAGAGCUUCUCCAGGGAACAGCUGGACCGAGUGAGGAGUUGCGGUUCGAUUGGCGGCGGAAGUGGAGGCGGGACCGGUGGUGGCGGCAAUGGUAGCGGGGGUAGCGGCGGCGGUGGCGGCUCCGUUGAGGAAAGGAUCUGGAGCAACCGGAGGAGAUCUUCCGUUCCCGAUGCCAAUACCAAGGGAGAGUCAGGUGCCUCGGCUGGCGACGAGGAUACGGAAGACGAGCUGGAAUACGGCGGAGAAUCUCGUGCGACGACUCUGCCACGGGGUAUGCAGUCCGCUAUUAGCGCGGCCACGAAUUCUCUGCCGCGAUUACCGGCGAACGUUCCGGCCGGGCUGACGACGACAACGUCACCGUCGUCGGCGACGUCGUCCUCGCCGAUGCACAAGGCCCACAGCGUCUAUCACUUCCUGCCGCAGCACAGCGGCGUCAAGUCCGCGCGGUACCGGCCACCCGGAUUCGCCAGGAACAGCAACGUCGUCUCCGGCACGAUUGGCAGCGGACCCAAGCGCGCCGUGAGUGCUCCAGGUCUUCAAGUUUCCGGCUCGCAGGCACCCUCUGGCAAACGCGAGAAUUCCAGAUCGAGGAGGCAGCAGGCGAUAUCGCUCACGUCGGAUGAUGGGAGCAGUUUAUCAGAGGCAUGCAGCACGCCAAUUAUCGGAGCAGGAUCACGAGCAGGCUCUAGUCACACAGUCAUGGAUAUGGACGAUAUGGAUCCGGGCCAUCUCGCUACUCGCUCAUCUCUGUCGAGUCUUGGGGCACGUUCAGACUCGAUGGCAUCGGUAUACAGCGGCGCGGGCGAAGGACGUUGCUGUCGAUCCGUGGUCGUCACAGGUGAAGUGGAGUUUGCUCUACAGUACGACUACAAGAAUUUGACGUUCGAAGUACAUGUUACGAAAUGCAAGAACCUCGCGCCCGUAGACGUAAAGCGUAAACGAUCAGACCCAUACGUCAAGGUAUAUCUGCUGCCGGACAAGUCGAAGAGCGGGAAGAGAAAGACGAAGGUGAAAAAGCACACGCUGAACCCGGAGUUCAACGAGACAUUGAAGUUCCAUAUGAGUCUGAACGGCCUGGAGACAAGAACUCUGUGGUUGACGGUCUGGCACUCGGACAUGUUCGGCCGCAACGACUUCCUCGGCGAGGUACGAAUGCCCCUGGAGAACAAGAUAUUCGACGAUCCGACGCCACACUGGUAUCCUCUUCAGGAGAGAACGGAGCCGUUUGACGAUCCGGUUGCGUACAAAGGCGAGGUGAUCGUUGGACUGAAGUUCGUGCCACCAGAUCCCGCGCAACAAGAACGUGAUCGGGAGAACAGUGUGGAACGUAGUGGAUCUAAGACGAAGAAGAACUGGAGUCGCGGCGCGCUCCAUGUGCUCGUUAAAGAGGCCAGGAACUUGCAGACACGCAGCAAGAACUCGGGCACCUGCGAUCCCUUCUGCAAAAGUUAUUUGCUUCCCGAUAAAGGCCGAUCUGGCAAGCAAAAGACCAGCGUUGUACGUAGAUCUGAUGGUUCGCCUAUUUGGGGUCACACUUUUAUCUACAAGGAUGUCAGUUUGCAAGAGUUGGCGGAACGCGGAUUGGAGCUGACAGUCUGGGACCAUGAUCGAAUCGCCAGCAACGAAUUCCUCGGUGGCGUGCGGUUUAAUCUUGGCACUGGAAAGCACUAUGGAAAACCGGUAGACUGGAUGGACGCAACCGGUCGCGAACUAUCCCUAUGGCAGAACAUGCUGGAAAGGCCGAACUUCUGGGUUGAAGGCGCGGUAACGUUGAGGCCGAAUCUGCACAAUCACGGGAAGAACAACGGCUCUUAAGAGCUGCGCGGCAAGCAGCAUCCUCCUCGCUACGUGUCUGAGAAGACGUUCCGGAAGCGCCGAUUUAGUCCAAAUGUCAAUUGUAUAUAGUUCCAGAAGCGUCGCGCUUAUGACGGACGUCCCGAGUAUUCGCGAGCGGAAAUCAGUGCCUUCGGCAGCAACGUAGAGACUCGUCCGAUCUUCCUGAACGGGCACAGACGAAACUACCCUGUGCGAACUUCCAGUACAUCGCAAGGAUUGCUGAUGAAGUUCCUUUUAGUCUCAGAACUGUCGCAUUAACGGCUUCCAGCGGCUUCGUAUUCUGUAUAAUAAUUGUACGCACUCGAUUCUCAAUUUCUGUAUAAAUUGUGCUCUUUGAAGUUUCUAUUUAUAAGAGUUUUGUGUAACUUUUAAUGAACACAACGUUGCGCACGAUGCUUGUUCCCCUGAUUUCUUUUUAAGAGGCUACGCCUUUCCAUUUUUUGUCUCUGCCACAUUGGCUGCUCCAAAAAGGAAUUAUAUUGAUUAUAUACUAAUCAAUGAGCAGUUUAAUGAAAGUUGAAAUUCAUAUCUUCAAGAAUCGUAUUUUUUUUCACUUACUGAUGAUAAAAAUUUAGAAUUAAAAGAAAUAGGGUGUGCCGUAAUAUUCGCAAAAAUAAAUAAAUUUAAUUUCUCUUAAUAACAUGAGGUUACAUAUGUGCACGUGUAAAUGAAAAGAGUAUUAUGUUAAUAUUAUAUGUGAUUUUCAGACAUAAACAUAGGACAGUUUAUUUAUUAAAAAAUAAUUUACAAAUUUAGAUUUUUUUUCGUUUCUAUAAAUAUAUUCCUUAUUAUAGUUUUUGUUAUAAAAAUUCAUAAAAACGAAAUUAAACAUAAUGUGCCAAACACUGUUCAAGAGAAGAAAGCAAAUUCGUCUAACGAUUAAUCCCUUUGCGAUAUUUUUCAAGAUUACAUUAUUAUUAAAUAUUUAUCAUCUCGAUAUAAUUAUGAUUGUGAAAAAUUUAUUUUAUUUUUAUUUAUGGGCUAGUAUUUAUGUGCAUAUUCUAUACAUAUAUUUUUAAACUAGAGCCAGACGUACAGCGAAAUAUAUUUUAUUUUUCUCUUUCGAAGCUGCUUCUUGCUUUUUGCUAUUGUUCUUUAUACAUAUCUUACACUUUGCGAUUAUUACGGAAGCUCUCAUGCAAGCUGUGCAGGCAACAAAAAUUCGUGCAAUAUUGUAAUACAUCGACGACAUUCAUAACGAAAUAUUGUUAGAUCUUUAAAGCAGCCAAAACUGGAUAAGCAAAAUGCAUCCGUCCAAACAACUGACGAUUAUCAGUGCAUUCAUAUACAUGAGUAUAUGUAUUACUUAUUCGCUAUUUGCGAAUAACAAGUUAGAAAUAGCAAAGUUCUUGCCAAGUUCCAAACGUUGAAAAAAAUACACGAGGUACUUUGGAAUUUUAAUAUCCUUCCUCAGGGAAAAACAAAUUCGAAAAUUAAUCUGUUGGCAUAAAAAUAUUCUUUAUACUUUACAAAAUUGCGAUAUAUAAUAAACCAACAGCCAACACAAAAUAUUGUAAGUACUAGAACAGAUAAAUCUAUAUCCUCCUAUUUCUUCAUUGAGUAUAUUUAAGAAAUUGUAAAAAGCAAAUGAACAAAGAAGUUGUAUUUUUAAAUUUUAAGACUUCUUAGUUUUAAUAUUAGAGUAACAUCGUACAGAAGAUCGCGUUCUUUCUCUGACAAGCAUUUUUUGCUGAACACAAUUUUAAAUAAUAAAAUAAAAUUUUGCGCAGCAAAGUAACCAUCUUAUACCACAAAAAGAACUCGAAUCUUCAUUAUAUUAUAAAUAUGCUUUUUCCUUUCAUUUUGCUCUUCUUUCUUCGUAACAUAAAGUACUAAUAACUCAAUCUCAGCGUUUGGAACGUUGGAAGGAUGUUGUGAACACUUUCCUUUCUUGGAGAGAAAGAUGCUUCCAGUGUGUACAA
Messenger RNA from Ooceraea biroi (clonal raider ant), 15590 nucleotides. RefSeq lists its product as uncharacterized. Gene Ontology annotation, biological process: exocytosis. NCBI's taxonomy places the organism in Eukaryota, Metazoa, Arthropoda, Insecta, Hymenoptera, Formicidae. Gene Ontology annotation, molecular function: neurexin family protein binding. The record is from RefSeq and is a predicted model, not a curated record. Gene Ontology annotation, cellular component: plasma membrane; exocytic vesicle.